AUGGAUGCAGAGACAGGGAGCAGCGUGGAGAGUGGGAAGACGACCAACAGAGGCACUCGAAUCGCCCUGGCCGUGUUCGCUGGUGGCACCCUGGUGCUGGGCACGGUCCUCUUUCUAGUGAGUCAAGGUUUCUUAAGCCUCCAAGCUAAGCCGGAGUACUGCCUGAAGCCAGAAUGCAUCGAAGCUGCUGCUUCCAUCUUGAGUAAAGUAAAUCUGUCUGUGGACCCCUGUGAUAAUUUCUUCCGGUUUGCUUGUGAUGGCUGGAUAAACAGUAAUCCAAUUCCUGAAGAUAUGCCAAGCUAUGGGAUUUAUCCUUGGCUGAGACGUAAUGUCGACCUCAAGUUGAAGGCACUUUUGGAGAAAUCAAUCAGUAAAAGGCGGGACAUCGAAGCCAUACAGAAAGCCAAAAUCCUUUAUUCAUCUUGCAUGAAUGAGAAAGCGAUCGAAAAAGCAGAUGCCAAGCCAUUGUUACAUAUCCUGCGGCACUCACCUUUCCGCUGGCCUGUGCUUGAAUCUAAUAUCGGUCCUGAAGGGGUUUGGUCAGAGAGAAAGUUCAGCCUUCUUCAGACACUUGCGACGUUUCGUGGCCAAUACAGCAAUUCUGUGUUCAUUCGUUUGUAUGUGUCCUCUGAUGACAAGGUGUCCAACGAACACAUCUUGAAGCUGGACCAAGCAGCCCUCUCCCUAGCCGUGAGGGAAGACUACCUUGAUAAUAGCACAGAAGCCAAGUCUUAUCGGGACGCCCUUUACAAGUUCAUGGUGGAUACUGCCGUGCUUUUGGGAGCUAAUAGCUCCCGAGCAGAGCAUGACAUGAAGUCGGUGCUUAGGUUGGAAAUUAAGAUAGCUGAGAUAAUGAUUCCACAUGAAAACCGAACCAGUGAGGCCAUGUACAACAAAAUGAACAUUUCCCAACUGAGUGCUAUGAUUCCCCAGUUUGACUGGCUGGGCUUCAUCAAGAAGGUCAUUGAUGUCAGACUCUACCCCGAACUGAAAGACAUCGGCCCCUCAGAGAAUGUGGUGGUCCGUGUCCCUCAGUACUUUAAGGAUUUGUUUAGGAUAUUAGGCUCUGAGAGGAAGAAGACUGUUGCCAACUAUUUGGUGUGGAGGAUGGUUUAUUCCAGAAUUCCAAACCUAAGCAGGCGCUUUCAGUAUAGGUGGCUGGAAUUCUCACGGGUAAUCCAGGGUACCACAACUUUGUUGCCUCAGUGGGAUAAGUGUGUCAACUUUAUUGAAAGUACGCUCCCUUAUGUUGUUGGAAAAAUGUUUGUGGAUGUACACUUCCAGGAAGACAAGAAGGAGGUGAUGGAGGAAUUGAUUGAGGGUGUUCGAUGGGCCUUUAUUGACAUGCUGGAGAAAGAAAAUGAGUGGAUGGAUGCAGGGACGAAAAGGAAAGCCAAAGAAAAGGCAAGAGCUGUUUUGGCAAAAGUUGGCUAUCCUGAAUUUAUAAUGAAUGAUACUCAUGUUAAUGAAGACCUCAAGGCAGUCAAGUUUUCAGAAUCUGACUACUUCGGCAACGUCCUGCAAACCCGCAAGUAUUUAGCACAGACUGAUUUCUUCUGGCUGAGAAAAGCUGUUCCAAAAACAGAGUGGUUUACAAAUCCAACGACUGUCAAUGCCUUCUACAGCGCAUCCACCAACCAGAUCCGAUUUCCAGCAGGAGAGCUCCAGAAACCUUUCUUUUGGGGAACAGAAUAUCCUCGAUCUCUGAGUUAUGGCGCUAUAGGAGUAAUUGUUGGACAUGAAUUUACACAUGGAUUUGAUAAUAAUGGUAGAAAAUAUGAUAAAAAUGGAAACCUGGACCCUUGGUGGUCUGUUGACUCAGAAGAAAAGUUUAAGGAAAAAACAAAGUGCAUGAUUAGCCAGUAUAGCAACUAUUAUUGGAAGAAAGCUGGCUUACACGUAAAGGGGAAGAGGACCCUGGGAGAAAAUAUUGCCGAUAAUGGAGGUCUGCGACAAGCUUUUAGGGCUUACAGGAAAUGGGUAAAUGACAAGAGGCAGGGGGUUGAGGAGCCUCUCCUACCCGGCAUUGAAUUCACCAACAGCCAGCUUUUUUUCCUGAGUUAUGCUCAAGUGAGGUGCAAUUCCUACAGACCAGAAGCUGCCCGAGAACAAAUCCAAGUUGGUGCUCACAGCCCCCCUCAGUUUAGGGUCAAUGGUGCAGUUAGCAACUUUGAAGAAUUCCAGAAGGCUUUUAACUGUCCAUCCAAUUCCACGAUGAACAGAGGCACGGACUCCUGCCGACUCUGGUAG
Messenger RNA from Lagenorhynchus albirostris (white-beaked dolphin), 2250 nucleotides. RefSeq names its product phosphate regulating endopeptidase X-linked (gene PHEX). The record is from RefSeq and is a predicted model, not a curated record. Gene Ontology annotation, molecular function: metalloendopeptidase activity. Gene Ontology annotation, cellular component: plasma membrane. The transcript has 22 exons. Lineage: Eukaryota; Metazoa; Chordata; Mammalia; Artiodactyla; Delphinidae. Gene Ontology annotation, biological process: protein processing. The coding region runs from base 1 to 2250 and encodes 749 amino acids.